GAUUCAUCAUCUCAGAAGAAUGCGCCACGGCAUCAAGUUCAGCUGCUCGUAUCUGCAUUAUCUUGGCUGUUGUCUUCAUAUGUAUUCUGGCAGUUGUUAUCAUAUGGAAAUGGCAACACAACAAAACCAGGAUCAUGAUGAACCCUGUGGAUGGAACUGAACAAACAGGACAAAGAGAGCAGCUGAUGGCUGAUUCAGAAGAGAAAAAGACCAACGGUGAUAAACAGCUACAGAAGAAAGAGGAAGAACAGAAAGACUUUGUACUGGUAGUUCAAACAUUAAAGGAGCAGAUGCUGGAACUGGAAAAACUCAAAGAUCAACUCAAAAGUCAAAAUGAAGAUAUGGAGAGACAGAAGGAAGAAAGUGAGAAGAAGCUUCAGUCAGUGGAGAAAGAAUCAGAACAGGACAGAGCAAAGGGAUACUGGAAACUAACAGAAAUCAUAUUGCAGGACAAACGUACAAUUGGGCAGAGAAAAACUAAACAUGACAAACUGCUACUGAACACACAAAUGCUACUGAACAGAGGAGAAGGUGUGCUGCAGAAAAUAAAGAUCAGAGAACCACAUGGAGAGAAUCAGUGUGUGACUGGAGAGAAAGAAACAGGAAGUUAAGAUUCAGAGAAAAGUAAACUUGUGUGAGAGGCAGGAACAUUUGCCUGAUCUUUAUAUUUAAAGGUUCCAAAGAGAUGAUAAGAAUGUGCUAUCACAUUCAUUCAUAUUGAGCUUUUAAAACAUCCGACAACAACAUAUUAAACAUGUAAGUCAUUCACACUUUAUGUUGUCAAAGGAUUGUUUACAGCAAUAAUAUAAUAUCAAGCAUCCUGAUAUGUCAGAUUUUAUUACAGGAAUAAUAGCGAUAGAAUCUGGUAAAGCAGCAAUAAAUGAAAAAGAUGUUUUGUUUGUUUUUAGUUGCGUAGCGUUUCAGCAGCUGUCAGCAUCAGAACCUUCUGUGGGAGUGACCUGAUAUAACCCGCGGCCUCUUUUUCACACAGACAGAAAGAAAAAAACAUU
This is a messenger RNA of Morone saxatilis (striped sea-bass), 1010 nucleotides long. RefSeq names its product butyrophilin subfamily 2 member A2-like. NCBI's taxonomy places the organism in Eukaryota, Metazoa, Chordata, Actinopteri, Moronidae. The record is from RefSeq and is a predicted model, not a curated record.